AUGUGCGACAGCGCGUACGCGCUCUCGAGGUCCCCGCGAGAGGCGAGCCACUGCACCGCGCGUCGUAUGACCGCCAACGUCCCUUGUCUCACGUCCGGAGGACCGUCGCGGGCGAGGCGCCAGGCCGCGGGCGCGGCGGUCUCGAUCGUCGACUCCGCGGACGACGCGUUUUCCGCGCGACGCAUCGCGUCGACGACGAGAGCCUCCAGCGCGGGCAGGUCCUUCGCGGCGUUGGCGAUCUCUAUGGAAUGCGCGGUCGCCAUUUCCCACGACCGCGGCCGCAGCGAGCGCGGAUGGUCGUCGCGGCGCGCCGAGGUGUGCGUCGGGUUUCAAACCGAGGCUCGACUACCUGACUCCGGUCUCGGACGGACCAAGACAGGAACAGAAGCCACGUCGAGGCGGCGUGCCUCGACGUGA
Molecule: messenger RNA, 417 nt
Organism: Micromonas pusilla CCMP1545
Lineage: Eukaryota; Viridiplantae; Chlorophyta; Mamiellophyceae; Mamiellales; Mamiellaceae
Exons: 1
Coding region: 1-417 (138 amino acids)
Source: RefSeq, a predicted model, not a curated record